AGGCAAGGGGGACAUGGAGACCGUCGUCCAAUAUUUACUCCUAGCUUUGGCUCUGACUUCAGUGCAAAUAUCCUACACUGAAAGCCGUCUAAAUGAAAAACGCAGGGAUAAAACUGAAAGGAGGUUCCAUGGAACGCAAGUAAAAGAUAACAUAUGCGAGAUAACGAACAGAGAGUCUAAAGUACAUUGCUAUUGCACUGACAGCAGCGAUGUUAAAACAGCUACAAAAGCCGACUGCUGGGUUUUCAACGGAGGUAUCGAUGAAACCGAUCCAAUAUGGUCCACUUUCAACUCUCAGCCAUAUUUGGAAAAGUUAACAUUCAACGUUCGAUCUGACGGAGCUCUUCGAUUCAUCCCAUUCCACGUCAUCCACCGCAUGAAGCGAUUACAAAAGCUGUUCAUACACUACGCUACUCUUAACAAGAUUGAGAAAAGAACAUUUUCAAACAUAACCACACUAAAAGAAAUAACUCUGAUGAACAACAAAAUAACCGAAUUGGACUUUUCAUCGUUCACGAAUCUCCCGUCGCUCGUAAACCUAACUAUAAAAGAGAAUAAAGUAACAGAAGUGCAAAGGGACGUGUUCGUAGAUUUGCCGAGUCUCAAAUAUCUGGAUUUGUCUUCUAACAGUAUCAACCUAGCGCACGACGGCUGUUUUGAACAUCUGACCGUACUAAACGAUUUGAUACUGGAGGCUAAUUCAAUUACGGUUCUGACUAGAGACACAUUCAGGGGCUUAGCUAAUCUGACGAGAUUGGAUCUGCGGUCCAACAAGUUGUCAAUGUUGGGCGAUUUAACUUUCACGGAGCUGUGGAAUCUUAACGAGCUACUUUUGGAUAAUAAUGAAUUGAAAUUUCUGUCUGAAAGAGCUUUCGAUGGUCUCGCUCUGUUACAGAAAUUAUCUAUGACAGGGAAUAAAUUGAAGUCUAUUAAUGAGGGGCUAUUAGAAGGUGUGCGCGGUCUUGAAUUAUUGGAUUUGAGGAACAAUGAGAUAGAACAUUUUACUUACGAGACAAUAAAGCCGAUAUUGGAGAAUUUGAAAAUGAAGAAUUCUGUUCUGUAUUUGAGCGGUAAUAAACUGACUUGCGAUUGCCGUUUAUCAUGGAUACAAAUUCUGAGAAAUGAAACGAAAAGCGAACCUCUAAGAAUGGCUUUAGACAGUGUCACUUGUGUGAUAGGAACGGGCGAGGCAGUUGAGAGUACAUCAAAUGACGUAAACUCCCAAAUGAUUGACGCUAAGCCUGCAAAAUCCGAACAACUUUACGAGAUCGAAGCAAACGGAGAAGUAUUACAACAAGAUGCCAAUGAAGAAGAAAUGUAUGAAGACAAUCAAUAUAAGUUCGAACCAACUGUACAACCAGUCGUGGCCAAUCAGCUCACAAUAGUUAAUAUGCCUGUAGAAACUUUGCCGUGUCCCCGCGAGCUAGUUAGAAGCGGCGAAGACUCUCUGAUGCUCUCGUCUAAGGACGAAAGUUACUGGCAAUCAAAUACAAGCUUACGAGUUCUCCCAAAACUGUUUUUGGUAGUGACGUUACUAAAAAUAAGUGUAUUCUAAUUAUACCUAAUAUUUAUAGUGUGUGAUGCUAUUCUAUUAAUGCUGAAAUAGAAGGAAAAGUUCAGCAAGUGGCAGAAAUAAAUUACAUAGUAUUAAAAUUCCAACAGGCUAAUUCUAAAGUAGGUCACGUAAUGGUUAUAGAACCAAUUAUCCUAGCUCCUUUGGCAGCGAUCGCUCGUUUAAUGGCCUCAAAAGUAGUAAGAUUAUCACCUUGCAUAUUUUUCCUUUUGUAUGUAUAUUAGAUCAGGAAUCGAAACAUUAUUAUUUGGCUUUAGAGCCUACUGUUUGUUUUUUGAACUUUCCCUAAUGUUUCAGCACUAUAAGCUUAUGAUUUCUAAAUUCUGCUAUGAUGCUUGAUUUUUAGACUUUAAGAAAAAAGACUGGUUUAGAUAUUUAAUUAAAUUAUUUCUUAGUAAGUGUAAUUGAAAGCCCAGUGUAAUGUUCUACCCAGUGUUAUAUAGUUAGAUCCAUAAUGUCAGUAUCAUGCUUCGCUAUGGAACUUUGGAUAUGUUCCAACUCGUUGAAAACACAUAAAAAAUAGUUUUUUGUAAGUGUUUAGCUUAUUUUUCUUUCACAUUCCGAAAAAUCCAUAUCAAAUUGGUUUCCAUAAAACUUGUAAAUGCUAUUUUAAGACGACCUUUCCAUUAUGAAGACAAUGAUGAUAAAUUAAAUUCUACAAAUUAUUACUACACCCACGUGACUAAAGUUAGAGACGAUUAGCAGCUCAAUGUUUUAAGCUUAAGACUUCCAGAUAAGGACUUCAUAUAAAAGUUCCAAAACCAAAUUCUACAAGCAAAUAACGAUUUUAAGUCACCCGAAAGGAAAGUUAUGAGUCUAGAUUAUUUUGAUGGUUCGUUAAUUAAGAUUUCUACUAACGAUGAUCUCCUUUGUACAAAUAAUGCAAUUAGGUUUAGCAUUAAAACAAAUGCCGAUAUAAUAGAAGAUGUUAAUACUCUUAUAAAUUCUGUAAUUGAAAUCAAACCAACUGUUAAUGCAAUUGUUACAAAUAAAACAAAUGAUGAACGGAAUGUUGUACAUUUAAAUAAAAGUUCUGUUAGUUCAGUGUUGCAAAAAUGUAUCAUGUUUUGAGUAUCGCAAACACAAAUCAUACACUCAAAUGUGAGGACAUGGACACAUCUAUUUAUAUAGAUUUAUGAGGCGAUGCGGAAAUCGAACCUUCAAUAUAUGUUUGCAUUUUAGAUAUUAAUGUAUCGGAUUUUUAUGACUUAAGCCUGUAAGCGAAAUAAAAUGUAAUAUAGUAAUCAUAAUUCUUGUAAAUAUUGAAAAUAAGGAUUUGGAUAUUGUAAUUGGUAAUAAAAUAUUAAUAAAAAAUUUGAAAUCGUA
Messenger RNA from Helicoverpa zea (corn earworm), 2899 nucleotides. Its product is annotated as connectin-like. Bases 14 to 1555 code for a protein of 513 amino acids. The transcript has 2 exons. Gene Ontology annotation, molecular function: protein binding. The record is from RefSeq and is a predicted model, not a curated record. Lineage: Eukaryota; Metazoa; Arthropoda; Insecta; Lepidoptera; Noctuidae.